Molecule: messenger RNA, 1589 nt
Organism: Choloepus didactylus (southern two-toed sloth)
Lineage: Eukaryota; Metazoa; Chordata; Mammalia; Pilosa; Megalonychidae
Product: C2 calcium-dependent domain-containing protein 4B-like
Exons: 3
Coding region: 317-1435 (372 amino acids)
Source: RefSeq, a predicted model, not a curated record
UGAUACCUUGAUUUGGACAUUUUCAUGGCCUCAGAACUGUGUCAGCGCAGACCAGAAGGUGUCGGCUUCACGGUUCCCGGCGUCAGCGGGAGGAGAUCGCCCGGAAGGUCGACUGCGCAAUGGCUCCCUGCCAGCGGGGCGGGGCUCAGGCUACGAGUUAUAAGAGAGGAGCACCAGUGUCCAGCAGCAGUGCUGAAGCUAGCACGCCAGGCGGGACCAGGAGACCAAGGGCGCUGAGCUUACCACGAGUUCCUGAGUGACUGAAGAAGCAGGAAAGGAGCGCUUCUUCCCGUCACUCCCGUCCCUGCCUUGGCAGAUGGGGCUCCUCGGGAAACUCCGCGCCUCGGCCCUGGGCAGUGCUGCUCCGGAGCCCGCCUACUCCAACGUGCUUACUCCGGGUCGCAUCCCUAAAUUUUGCAUCCCACCGCGGAUGCCCGCUCCCUGUACGCUGGAGUCAUCGCCCCUGGCGGACGCCUUGCCCCGGCGUUGCGCUAUCGAGUCGGAUCUGUGGCUCAGACCCGAGAACGCGGGCCGCACGGACUGGGAUCCCCGAUCGCAGGCUGCGCUCUCGUUGCCGCACCUGCCCCGUGCGCGCACCGCCUAUGGCUUCUGCGCACUGCUCGAGAGCCCGCACACCCGUCGCAAGGAGUCACUCUUCCUCGGGGACCCCGGCACCACUGCGCUCCUGCGGCCGCCUGCCGCCCGCCGCCCGGCGAGUGCUCACACCUACCGCCGCGGAAGCGACGUUCUCUGCGUGCCCCAGGGCUGCCCGCGAACCCCGGGCGGAGCUCCCGCCGUCACCCCCACAGCCACCGGUGGCCACUGUCCACCUCGGGAUGCGGUCAUCUCACGGCAACACGGCCCCCGCCUCUUACGCGCCCCCGACCAGCUGCUGGGCCGCGCGCUGUGGGCUGGGAGGAGUCGCGGUCUGGCCCGCUCCCGCUCUGUCUCCAGCGGGGACGAGGACGAAGAGCGCGGUUCCUGUUCGGGACAGCCGACCCCCUCUGAAUCCUUGCCGCCGUCACUCCCGGUCCCGCGGCCCGAGCGUCUGGAGGCCGAGGGCACCGUGGCUCUGGGGCGCGCCGGCGGCGCCCUGCGCCUGGCCGCCGAAUACUGCCCGGGCAGCGGGCGCCUCCGCAUUCGGCUGCUGUGCGCCGAGGGCCUGGCCAGAGGUGCCGAGGGACCCCGCGCGCUAGGCUGCCGCGUCAGCUUGGUCCUGCAGUCGUCCGGCAAGACGCGCAAGCAGCGCAGCACCGUGGUCCAACGGAGUCGCAACCCGAUGUUCGACCAGGACUUCUAUUUUGAUGGGCUCACGGAGGACGAGGUGCGCCGCAUGGCCGUGCGAGUCAAGGCCAAGCACAAGGGCCGGGGCCUGGAGCGGGACCGUGAACUGGGCCAGGGCGAGCUGCUGCUGGGCUCUCUCCUGCUCCUUUGAGGGGAUCCCCGGGCUCCUACAGCAACUUUGUACAAAAUAAAUGUUAUUUAUUCGCUUUUCUAUUCAGGGUCUUGUUUUAUUGACUCUUUACUUCUUAGCCUGCCUUUGUUAUCGUUUAUUAGUAGGUUAGGAAAAACUAAUGAAGCCCUCCUAU